This is a messenger RNA of Periophthalmus magnuspinnatus, 5824 nucleotides long. It is a transcript of the gene mgat5b, whose product is annotated as alpha-1,6-mannosylglycoprotein 6-beta-N-acetylglucosaminyltransferase B. The record is from RefSeq and is a predicted model, not a curated record. Gene Ontology annotation, cellular component: Golgi apparatus. Lineage: Eukaryota; Metazoa; Chordata; Actinopteri; Gobiiformes; Gobiidae. Gene Ontology annotation, molecular function: alpha-1,6-mannosylglycoprotein 6-beta-N-acetylglucosaminyltransferase activity. Bases 161 to 2548 code for a protein of 795 amino acids. Gene Ontology annotation, biological process: protein N-linked glycosylation. The transcript has 17 exons.
GGAAGUUGGGGUUGUCGGUGCUUUUCUUCUCCAGGGUCUGCUGCAGGAUCGUUUGGGUUGGGUCGAAAGUUAUGGUAACGACGCUGUUGGGUGUGAGGUUUAAAAAAAGGAGGAGUGGCGCAGAGAUGUUGAGGAGGAACGGUUUUCCUCCCAGCGCAAAAUGACCAACGCGACCAGCAGCUGUGGAGAGAUUUGCAUGAUGUUGAGGAGAAGUCUGCUCACUUUCAAACCGUUCAGGCUCUUUGUUCUGGGCAUCGGCGUCUUCAGCUUGUUCUUCCUAAUGACGUCUCUAGGGGGCGAGCUCUCCGGCAAGCGACUGUCCCCCUCCCCUUUCGUCGUCCAGGCAGAAGACCCGGCGGGGCAGGAGUCUCGAGAAGGUCUGAAGAAGAUCUCGGACAUGAUGGAGGUCAUUUUGAGGAAGUUAGACGUUCUGACCGGGCUCGGUAACAGGAGCGACACCUCCCACAAACUGCAGGAACUCAGCGCGGCUCUAGACAGGGUCCAACUGAUAGAGCCCAUGAUGGAGCGGAUCAAGUCCAUAGCUCAGACCAUGACGGACACAACGGUGAAGGUGGAGAAGAUCCUCCAGCAACGCAACGUGGUCAGCAGCAAAGACGUUGACGCGCCAUCGAAGCAGUGCGAGACUCCCAAAGACCCCCUCUUCCCCGACUGUUCCACCAAAAUGGAUUGGAUGCGCGCUCGCUGGACCUCUGACCCGUGCUACGCCUUCUACGGAGUGGACGGCUCGGACUGCUCCUUCCUGAUUUACCUCAGCGAAGUGGAGUGGUUCUGCCCCCUACUGCCCGGGAGGAACGUGAGCGCUCCUCCCACCGCCAAGCCUCACCCCAAACAAAAGGCCCAGUUCCAGUUUGACGUGGGACCUCUUCUGGAGCAGGUGGGCACCCGGAAGGAAUCUCUGAACUUCAUGAAGAGGAGGAUCCAGAUGCUAGCUGCGCAGUGGGCGUCGGCCGCGAGACGAUUCGACGACAAACUGCGCAACCGGUGGAGAGACAAAAAGAGGAUCCUGGUGCACGUGGGCUUUCUGACGGAGGAGUCGGGGGACGUGUUCAGCCCGAAGGUGCUCAAAGGGGGUCCUCUGGGGGAGAUGGUGCAAUGGGCCGACAUCCUGGCCACUCUGCACGUGCUCGGACACGACCUCAAGAUCUCGGUGUCCCUCAAAGAACUGCAGCAGUUUUUGGGUGCACCCCCCGGUCAUGGAAACUGCCCCGUCACUGGACCUCUGCCCUUUGACCUUGUCUACACAGACUACCACGGCCUCAAGCAGAUGAAGAAGCAUAUGAGCCUCACACUCAAGAAGCACAAGUGCAACAUCCGGGUGAUUGACACGUUUGGCACAGAGCCGGCCUAUAACCACGAGGAGUACGCCACGCAGCACAACUACAGGACCAACUGGGGCUACUGGAACCUCAACGCUCGCCAGUACAUGACCAUGUUCCCCCAUACUCCCGACAACUCCUUCAUGGGCUUCGUGGUGGAGGAGGUCAACGAGACGGAGCGACUCACUAUUCAGAGGAACAAGGUGCACAACAUGGCGGUGGUGUACGGUAAAGACGCCAGUAUGUGGAAGGGCAAAGAUAAGUUCCUGGAGCUGUUACACCACCACAUGGAGAUCCACGGCACCGUGUACUACGACUCACAGCGCCCCCCACAGGUGCCCGCCUUUGUCAAGAACCACGGGCUACUGCCUCAGCACGAGCUACAGCAACUCCUCAGGAAAGCCAAGCUUUUUAUAGGAUUUGGCUUCCCAUACGAAGGCCCCGCUCCACUGGAGGCUAUAGCCAAUGGAUGCAUCUUCCUGCAGCCCAUGUUCAACCCCCCACACAGCUCCUAUAACCACGACUUCUUCAAAGGGAAGCCCACCUCCAGGAAGGUGACCUCGCAGCACCCGUACGCAGAGCAGUUCAUCGGGAGACCACAUGUCAUCACCAUCGACUUUGGGAACUGGAAGACCUUCAACGAAACCAUCCACGAAAUUAUGGACCUUGAUGUGGAGCCGUUCGUGCCACAUGAGUACACCUGUCAGGGCAUGCUGGAGAGAGUACACGCCUACAUACAGAACCAGGACUUCUGUUCACCUCAAAAGCCCUUGGACUCUCCCAGCUCUUGGCCAGGAAACCCCCCCAGCCCCUUUCGUCUGCUGCCCAACUCCAGCACUCUGUCGUGGGCACUGGCUGACUCGACCCCCCCCUCGUCCUGGCCCCCUCUCUCGGCUCUCAGGGUCCUGGCGUCGGCUCUGAACCAGUCCUGUGUGAGGACGUGCCAACGGGCCGGCCUCGUUUGUGAACCAGCCUUCUACCGCUACAUCAACAUAAAGGAGGCGUUUCACUCGUUGAACUUCCAGUGUGAGGGCGAAGAAACGGAGAGGAACCACCUUUUACCUGCUUUUUUAGAGAAGCAUAAAGAGUGUUACCUCCAGCAGGAGCCUCUUCUGUUCAGCUGCGCAGGCUCCAGCCCAGAGCACCUGCGCCUCUGCCCCUGUAGGGACUAUCGCAGGGGCCAGGUGGCGCUGUGCAAAGACUGUCUAUGACCACAGACUAAGGUCCAGAAGGAAAUAAUGAAGACACAAGACGCUGGGGCUUCACUAUAGGUUGGGUUCAUGUGUUGUAACUUCAGAGGUGGGUAGAGAAGCCAAGACAUUGUACUCGAGUAAGAAUAUUACUUGAGCAAAAUAGUAAGAGUAAGUAAGUAACUGUCAGGACGUAACAUCUGAUUUAUAAUUUAAAGUUAAUGGAAUUGGAGAGACAAAACAUUAAAUAACGCACAAAAAUGAGAAAAACAAAAUCAUAUCUUUUUUUUUUAAUCACGGUUAAUCAUAUGAAUUUAAUUGAACUCUAAGCCAUUGUAUUUGAGUAAGAGUAAUGUUACUUCAAAAUGAUAUUACUUGAGCAGAAGUAACUGUCAGGACGUAACAUCUGAUCUAUAAUUUAAAGUUAAUGUAGUUGGAGGGACAAACCAUUAAAUAAGGCAGAAAAACUGAGAGAAAAAGAAGAAUAUCUGAAGGAGUGGUGCAAAAAACACAAAUGUUCAAAUUAGGGCUGAAUCUUUUUUCACUUGACUUACUCACAGUGGGAAGAGUAACUGAGUACACAAGUAAGAGUACUGUUACUUCAAGAGAAAUAAUAAGUAGGAGUAAAAUUAUGCUACUGGAAACCUCGGAAAGUGCAAUUUAUUCGAAAACUUACUGUAACUGAGACCUCCCCACCUCUGAACACUGUAAAUUGCCCAUAGAGAUCAGGCUCGUUUAGGAUUUUCAGUCAGUCGAGUCCAAAUUAAUGAAGGUUUUUGUGACGUUAAAACUCGUAAAAGUGUGAAAAACAGAACUAGUUUAUUUUAAAUGGUCUGCAGGGGUCCACAGUCACUCCUCACGUACCUUAUGCGAAGUGUUUUUCACAACGUUCAGAGAGAAGAGCAGAGUUUUAGCGUCACAGUGAAGCAAACACACACUCACACACACACACUAUAUUCACACGAGGCGAGGCGUGAAGUGUCUUGCCAAAGAACACAACGACUGAACAGCACAGAACGUCUGAUGAUUUAACCUGAUUUUACAAUUUAUCUGUUCUGGAUGCAGCGUAAUUGAGUCAGGGCAGAUCACAACGAGAUAUUUGUGUGUAUUUAUUUACAUAUUACCACUACAAAAAGGUUUUCCCAGUACUUUAUAUUGUACUUUAUAGUAUAGUAUAGUACUUUAUAUUGUAAAAACAGUCAAUCCAGUUACAGCUACUGCAAAGAAGUGACACUGCUGUAAAGAAUUCAGUCAAAAAAGUGAUAAUAUAUUUAUUUAGGUUUAACAUGGGAAGAUGUGGGUAAAGUUUGAGUUUGUGUCACUUAUUUUAUUGUUUACAUUUUAUUGUUUUGUUUUUUAAUUCAUCUCUAUGGACGUUUUACCUUCUUGGGGCAAACUGUGAAUUUUUCCAAUAAUUGAUUUAAAUGAAUCCUAAUCUUUUGUUUAAAAUGAAGGUGGAGGGCAGAUGAGAAUCCUGUCAUAGAAAUGUCUUUUAAAAGUGUUCAGAUUUUUCUUUGUGUUUUUUUUUUCUUCCAUUUUCUUUACACUGUGACGCUUGUGCAAAGGGAAAGACUUAACCCACUUAUUUUAAGUCAAAUCAAACUUUCUGAGAAGAAUUUUACUUAAUUUUACUUCAAACUCCGAGAUUAAAAAGUGUGGCUAAAAUUUCCCAAAUUUUAUUCUGACUUUUAUAGGAAUUCCACCUGAUUUUUCCUCUAUAAAAAGUCCCUAAAUGGCAUUUUUAUUGAAAUAUGCUUCAACUUUGACUCUGUGCACAACAGCGCCCUCUACCUCACUGUGAGCGUCACUACUUCCUGUUCAGUUUUAUCUUUUUUUUUUUUCUUUCUGAGUCACGCUAAAAUGAUUAAGUAAUAGAAGAUGAGACAGUGGACAGCGAGCUGUGCAUGGAUGUCAUUGACAACAUGUUAAACACUACACAAAUAAAUCUGCGUUUAGAAAGAGACAUGUUUGUGUCUCAAUGCUAAUGCUAAUGCUAAUUUUGAGCCAUAAUUCUAAUAUACAACAACAACUACAACAACAUAAUACAACAACAAUAACAUAAUACUACAACUACAUAAUACAACAACAACAUAAUACUACAACAACAACAUAAUACAACUACAACAAGAACAUAAUACUACUACAACAUAAUACUACAACAACGACAUAAUACAACAACAUAAUACUACGACUACAUAAUACAACAACAACAUAAUACGACAACAUAAUACUGCAACAGCAACAUAAUACAACUACGACAACAUAAUACUACAACAAGAACAACAUAAUACAGCUACAACUACAACAUAAUACUGCAAUAACAACAUAAUACUACAACAAUGACAUAAUACAACGACGACAUAAUACUACAAAAUAAUAAUAAUAAUAAUAAUAAUACAAAAUAAUUUAGCUUAAAAUAAACCACACACUGAAGUAUUCUGCAUAUAAAAAAUCACUGGCUGGUCUUUAUUUUAAUUAAUUAGAAUGUUAAUAGGUUUAUUUUAUGUGUUCAGAUUUUUUAUUAAAGCGACUGUUAGCUCUGAGACACCGUGAGCUAACAGCUAACACGCUGCUGUGCACAGAGCCCAACAUAUGCUCCACCUCCCUCCAGACGCCAGCUCCACCUAAUCUUAUAUUUAUCAAAAACAAUCUAGUCUGGAGUUGAAAUCUGAUGUUCCUCUGUGCACAGCAUGUUCUCACUUAUAAUGAGAGACCAUCAGACGGAAGAGGCCAAAACUACAACGUGCUGUACUCCAAAAGCAUCGUAAAUAAUGCUAAUCGAUACUACAACUAAUAUGGAAACUAGAUAUUUAUUUGAGCAGGUAUUGAUACUAAAAAAGUCACAUUUACAGGACAGAAAUACCUUUAAAAUGAUCUUUAGCUGCAUCAGAACCACAUAAGACACAGAGACUAUGGACGACUGAGGGUUUACAAAGGUAUAAAACAUAAAAGUCUAAAUAAAAAGUAUGUUUAUCAUCGUGGUUUUGGAAUUAGUCAAGUCUACAAUCGUGUGAACUCAACGUAUAAGUGCAAACCAGGGCCAAAGGAGGUUCACUUUCAUUAUCUCAGGGAAAACUGCAUGAUUGUUGUACGAGAUUUUUGGAGUGGGUUUAUCUUUUUUAAACUCAUGACACAAGUUGUGAUAAUCAAGAGCAAUCUAAACCUUUUGGAUAAAGAUGUAAAUAUGUUUAUGUUUGGAUCAUAGUGGAUAUUCUGCACCCAAAGUCCUUUAUCGCCUUGUCCGAGAUGUACUAUUUUACAUGUUCUGUAGUCGCAAUAUUUAUAUGUGUUGGUUAA